Messenger RNA from Phragmites australis (common reed), 3609 nucleotides. Its product is annotated as probable LRR receptor-like serine/threonine-protein kinase At1g67720. Gene Ontology annotation, molecular function: protein kinase activity; ATP binding. The record is from RefSeq and is a predicted model, not a curated record. Gene Ontology annotation, biological process: protein phosphorylation. Bases 306 to 3035 code for a protein of 909 amino acids. The transcript is spliced from 15 exons. Lineage: Eukaryota; Viridiplantae; Streptophyta; Magnoliopsida; Poales; Poaceae.
AUGAAUCCAUGAAGUACUCCAGCUCCUGCUCCUGCCAUCAAAAAAUAAAAACCUCCUUCCCCUGCUCCUGCUGGUAGAAAAUAUAGUAGAAUCUUCUUCGUCUCCAUCCUGUUGCUCUUGGUCAGUUGAGAGGAUAAUGAUCUGGAGGAGUCGAAUCAUGUGUGCGAUGUCCGACUAAGGGGAAAAGAAAACAAGAUUCCCGCAGUUGCUAUCAACGAGGAGGAGCUUUGGCUUUUGCUUUGGGGAGGAAAAUUAGUCCGAACCUCCCUUCACUGCGACACUGCGAAAAAGGAGGAGCAAGUUCCAUGGCUUCCACCUUCGCCGCCGCCGCUCUCCUCCUCCACUUCCAGUUGCAGUUGCUCCUCCUCCUUUCACCGUCCGCUGCCCAGCCUGGUUUCAUUAGCUUGGACUGUGGGGGAGCUGAUGAUCACACAGAUGGCAUCGGGAUCCAGUGGACUUCUGAUGCUAACUUCGUCUCCGGUGGCCAGACAGCACAAUUGUUGGUCCAGAACGACCUGCAGAAGCAGUUCUCAACGGUGCGCUAUUUCCCCGCAGACAACCGGAAGUACUGCUACACCAUGAACGUCAGGAACAGGACACGCUACCUCGUCAGAGCCAGUUUCCUCUAUGGUAACUUUGACAACAGCAAUGUCUACCCAAAGUUCGACCUCUCCCUCGGAGCAACUUCCUGGUCCACCAUUGUAAUCGAUGAUGCAACCACCCCAGUAGUCGAGGAAGCAGUCAUCUUGGCCGCUGCUCCGACACUCAGUGUCUGCCUCUCUAAUGCUAGUACAGGGCAGCCCUUCAUUUCUACCCUUGAGCUUCGCCAAUUUAACGGUUCACUCUACUACACCACUGAUGAGGCUCGCUUCUUUCUUACACUGUCUGCAAGGAUAAAUUUUGGCGCAGAAAGUAACGAGUCAGUCAGAUACCCUGAUGAUCCAUUUGAUAGAAUAUGGGAAUCGGAUUCUGUGAGGAGAGCAAAUUACCUUGUUGACGUUGCUCCAGGGACUAAAAGAAUAUCAACUGCAAAACCCAUAUUCGUUGGUACCAACGAAGAACCACCUGAAACGGUCAUGCAAACAGCAGUAGUUGGCCAGGAUGGGUCCUUGAACUACCGCCUUGAUUUGGAGGGCUUCCCAGGAAAUGCAUGGGGAGUCUCAUAUUUUGCAGAAAUCGAAGAUUUGGCACCAAAUGAAACUAGAAAAUUUAAGUUAGUGAUCCCAGGCAUGCCAGCAUUCAGUAAACCAACCGUUGAUGUGGAGGAGAAUGCUCAGGGGAAAUAUCGUCUGUAUGAACCUGGCUACACGAAUAUGUCACUUCCUUUUGUUUUCUCCUUUGGGUUCAAGAAGACGGAUGAUUCUUCAAAGGGGCCAAUUUUGAAUGCCAUGGAGAUUUACAAAUAUGUCCAAAUUACUAUGGGAUCUCAAGAUGCAAAUACCAUGGCUAGUUUGGUAUCACGAUAUUCACAAGAAGGUUGGGCACAAGAGGGUGGUGAUCCGUGCUUACCAGCAUCAUGGUCCUGGGUGCAAUGCAGUUCAGAAGCUGCUCCAAGGGUAUUCUCAAUCACAUUGUCUGGGAAGAACAUUACAGGAAGUAUCCCGGUGGAACUGACAAAGUUAUCAGGGCUGGUUGAGCUAAGGCUCGAUGGUAAUUCAUUUUCUGGCCAAGUUCCUGAUUUCAGCGAAUGCCACAAUUUGCAGUAUAUUCACCUUGAGAACAAUCAAUUAACUGGUGAAUUGCCACCUUCUCUGGGAGAUCUACCUAACUUGAAAGAGUUGUAUGUUCAGAACAACAAGCUGUCCGGACAGGUUCCAAGAGCACUUUUCAAGAGAAGCAUCAUUUUCAACUUCUCAGGCAACAGUGGCCUUCACAUCGUAAACAAUGGCCUUAGCCAGGCUGUAAUAAUUAUUAUAUGUGUGGUGAUUGGAGCCAUUGUGUUAUUGGGUGCUGCUAUUGGAUGUUAUUUGUUUACAUGUAGGAGAAAGAAGAAACCUUCAGAUGACACUGUUGUUAUUACAGCACCAGCAAAAAAACUAGGCUCAUAUUUCAGUGAAGUAGCUACAGAAUCAGCGCACAGAUUUUCUUUAUCUGAAAUUGAAGAUGCUACUGAAAAAUUCAAAAGAAUAAUUGGCUCUGGAGGGUUUGGCAUAGUAUACUAUGGAAAGCUGACAGAUGGGAGAGAGAUUGCAGUCAAGCUUCUCACAAAUGACUCCUAUCAGGGCAUCCGAGAAUUCUUGAAUGAGGUAACAUUGCUUUCCAGAAUACAUCAUAGAAACCUGGUGACCUUCCUUGGUUACAGUCAGCAAGAUGGAAAAAACAUACUUGUGUAUGAGUUCAUGCAUAAUGGAACACUAAAAGAACACCUUCGUGGAGCUGCUGAUGAAAAAAUAACCAGCUGGCUUAAGCGUCUUGAGAUUGCAGAAGAUGCUGCAAAAGGCAUAGAGUAUCUCCAUACAGGAUGCUCCCCAACAAUCAUUCAUAGAGACCUCAAGAGCAGUAACAUUCUCCUUGACAAGAACAUGAGAGCAAAAGUUGCAGACUUUGGGCUAUCGAAACCUGCAGUGGACGGGUCUCAUGUGUCAAGUAUAGUUCGAGGGACAGUUGGGUAUCUGGACCCAGAGUACUAUGUGUCGCAGCAGCUGACAGAGAAGAGCGACAUGUACAGCUUUGGCGUGAUUUUACUUGAGCUCAUCUCAGGGCAGGAGCCAAUCUCGAAUGACAGCUUUGGGCUCAACUGCCGGAACAUUGUUGCGUGGGCUCGAGCGCACAUCGAGAGUGGGAACAUCCACGCCAUGGUUGACGAAUCGUUGGAAGAUGGUGGCUACGACCUGCAGUCGGUGUGGAAGAUGGCUGAGGUAGCCAUAAUGUGCGUGAAGCCCAAAGGCGCGCAGAGGCCAGGCAUCUCGGAGGUGCUCAAGGAGAUCCAGGACGCAAUCAGCAUCGAGCGGGGACCCCAGAUGCAACAGCAGCUCAUGUCCAAGUCAUGUGAGCAGAAUGCAUCAUCCUUGGACAUGCGGCCGGGUCUCAGAUAGCUGCAUCUGCAUGUAUGGCUUGUCUCAGUCCCAGACGAGGAUUGCAGUUUCAUCUGCUUACUUAUUCUCUUGUCUUCCUUGAGUUAUGGAAGGUCGUUUAGCUAGCAAGCAAACGGGAAGUUUUGGCAAAUCAUGUGUGCAAGUUUGAAACAAAUCCUCGGUGAUUGAUCAUUUGUUACCGAAAUGAAAACAAAAGGCAAGAGAUGAUCAAGACGUGCUUUCUUUGUAGACAACGAUAUCAUUCAUCAAAGGCAGGCAGGCAUCAAUGGGAAAUCCCAAAUGUGAUAGGAUGGGCGACUACACUAGAUGUUGUCUAAUGGCCAGGUUUGGUACGAUACUUAGUGGUUAACAGCAGAUACCUAGUGGUUAACAGCAGAUGACUUGUAAACCUCCUUUAAUACAGUAGCACCCAACAAUACGCAUGUAUCUAUUACAUAUUUAAGGUCCAAGAAUCAGAAGCCAAUCAGAGUCGAGGACUGUAGCUAGUGUAACAAUGCAAUGGGUCCUGCAUAUGUGUGCAUAACACAGUUACUAUAUAUACGUAUAUUUACAUGUAUAGUAUAAUUUUCAUUUU